GCAGCUCACAUCGGCUGCUCAUCGUUCCGUUCAAAUUAACGUUAAAGCGAGCAUGCGCUAUGUGACGUCAUUAUUCGUCUGCUGUUGGAAGCAUGGCAGGGGUAGAAGAUAAGAAAGCAGUGUUGGAAAUGGUGCAGGCGGAUGGUGCAGAUGAAGGUUGUGUGACCUUUGUGCUGCAUGAGGAAGACCACACCCUGGGGAAUGCGCUGAGAUAUGUAGUUAUGAAGAACCCAAAUGUGGAAUUCUGUGGCUACAGUAUCACUCACCCCUCGGAGAGCAAGAUCAACUUCCGCAUACAGACUCGAGGUGGGUUGCCUGCAGUGGAGCCUCUUAGGAAGGGUUUGAACGACCUGACCGAGGUGUGUCAGUAUGUCCUCAACAUAUUUGAGACUCGAGUAAAGGAGUUCAGGGAGACACAGGAAGAGGUCAUGGACUGAAGCCAUGGAUUCUGGGAACAAAAUUACUCAGGGUACCUGGAAGAGCAGUUCUGGAAUGAGUAUCUGAGCUUUCAAGCCAACACAAGACUGGCAUGGACUUUACAACGUACUAAUUUGCACAACAGUCUGCAGAUUUGUUGCAAAAUUAAUUUUGAUGUUGGUCAUGAAUAGCAAAUUAAAGGGGAUGAAUCAAUGAAUGGAAAUGUUUGUCCUAACUUUUCAGUGACAGAUUUAAGUAAAAUGUUAAUAUUUUGCUGAAAAAGACCUCCGUUAUUUUUAUUUUACCCUCAAGCAGAAACCUCAAGCUGUCUUUGGGGAUUUCCUGUUUUGGCUUGCACCACAGUCUUUUUCCCGGAUCUCUUAGUCCUCUAUCGGUCAGUGGAAGACCUUUUAGCAGUUUUUUUUCAUAUUCUGUUUCUAGAAUAUGCUGCAUUAGUAUUAUAUAUAUAUAUAUAUAUAUUUUAUAUGAAACCUUAUGCUUUCAUUUUUCGUAAAGAAUGUUACCUUAUGUGGUAUUGUAUUGGUCCUUGAAGGAAUGCUUAACAAUAAAACAACAUCAUGUAAAAUCUUG
Messenger RNA from Anguilla anguilla (European eel), 1008 nucleotides. It is a transcript of the gene polr1d, whose product is annotated as RNA polymerase I and III subunit D. The transcript has 5 exons. Gene Ontology annotation, cellular component: RNA polymerase I complex; RNA polymerase III complex. Lineage: Eukaryota; Metazoa; Chordata; Actinopteri; Anguilliformes; Anguillidae. Gene Ontology annotation, biological process: DNA-templated transcription. Gene Ontology annotation, molecular function: protein dimerization activity; DNA binding; DNA-directed RNA polymerase activity. The record is from RefSeq and is a predicted model, not a curated record. Bases 93 to 437 code for a protein of 114 amino acids.